AUGGAUCCAUUUAGUCAAGCUGGUAGUUUUCAAAACCUCUUAAACAGUCAACAACCAAACACCUCUUUCUCCUUUAUCACUCCUAGUAUAGAACUCUCUUCAUCGGAUGCAAACGAAGAACACGUCGUCUCUGACCGUAAAGAAAGGAGGAAGUGGUCACCAACUGAAGAUCUCGUUCUCAUCAGUGCUUGGUUGAACACCUCAAAGGAUCCCGUGGUGGGGAAUGAGCAGAAGGCAAUCGCGUUUUGGAAACGGAUUGCAUCCUACGUUGCAUCAAGCCCAAAGCUUUCUGCUUUGCAAAAGAGGGAGCCAACUAACUGUAAACAAAGGUGGGGGAAGAUCAACGAGGGUGUAUGUAAGUUUGUUGGGUGUUAUGAAGCUGCAACUAAAGCUAAAUCCAGUGGGAUGGGUGAGGAUGAUGUUUUGAAGAUGGCGCAUGAGAUAUUCUUCAAUGACUACAAGCUCAAAUUUACACUCGAGCAUGCCUGGUUGGAGCUUCGCCAUGAUCAAAAAUGGUGUGGCGCUUCUUCAACCAAAGACAAGGUAAGCUCCAAAAGAAGAAAGCUGGAUGACCAGACUGCACAAUCAUCGACCUCUGUGCAAGGUUGCCUUGGAGAAGAUCAAGCUAUGGCUCGGCCGAUUGGUGUAAAAGCAGCUAAGGCCAAAGGAAAAAGCAAGGGAAAGACUUCGGAAGAGGCAGUGGAGCUUCAGAGCAUGUGGGAGAUAAGGCAAAAUGACUUUAUCUUGAAGGAGAAGCUUAACAAGCAAAAAUUGCUUGAUAGCUUAAUUGCCAAGUCAGAGCCUCUAAGUGAGCUUGAAAUCUCUUUGAAGAAUAAACUAAUAACUGAGAUGUUGACAAGUUAG
Molecule: messenger RNA, 864 nt
Organism: Brassica oleracea var. oleracea
Lineage: Eukaryota; Viridiplantae; Streptophyta; Magnoliopsida; Brassicales; Brassicaceae
Product: glutathione S-transferase T3-like
Exons: 1
Coding region: 1-864 (287 amino acids)
Source: RefSeq, a predicted model, not a curated record